GGUGAAAGGGAAGCACAAGAUACCGCGAGAAUCCAGCAGAUUCUUGCGAUAUUUCCUGGGAUUACCCCCUCCCCCCCCUUCUAAGUGCCGUUUCGGUUUAACCUAGUGUGUGACUGUGAGUCUGUGUGAGGGAGCGAGUGUGUGAGGUGUUGAGGUGAGGCGGAAGCUAGAAAAGGGGCUCCCUCAGGAGCGAGGGACAAAGGGGGCGUGAGGCACCUAGGCCGCGGGACCCCAGCGACAGGAAGCCGCCCCGAGCCGGGCUACCGGGUAGGGGAAGGGCCCGCGCAGUCCUCACAGGGCCCCGGAGCCGGAGUCGGCCCCUCAGCACCGGGCCGUUGGCUUCCUACUUCCUCGACCUCCCCGGCGCCUGGGCCUGGGGAUUGUCUCGGCUGGGGGAGGAGGGGAAACUGACUUGAGCGGCUACCCGUUGUCUCGCAACUCCAUUGCUGAGGAACUCUCAUUUCUUCCCUGGCUCCUUCACCCCCCCCCACCUCAUGUAGGAGGGUGCUGAGGAGUCGGGAGGGAGGAGGAGCCUGGGCUACCGUCCCUUCCCUCCCCACCCCCUUGAAGGGGCGCUUUGGUAGGCGUGGGGUUGGGGUUGGGGGGGAGGGUGGGGGUGACUUUUUGGAGUGCUGGGGAACUUUUUCCCCUUUUUGAGGCCAGGGGUAAGGGAAUGCCCAAUCCAGAGAGACAUGGGGGCAAGAAGGACGGGAGUGGAGGAGCUUCUGGAACUUUGCAGCCGUCAUCGGGAGGUGGCAGCUCCAACAGCAGAGAGCGUCACCGCUUGGUGUCGAAGCACAAGCGGCAUAAGUCCAAGCACUCCAAAGACAUGGGCUUGGUGACCCCCGAAGCAGCACCUUUGGGUACAAUUAUCAAACCUUUGGUGGAGUAUGAUGACAUUAGCUCUGAUUCUGAUACCUUCUCUGACGACAUGGCCUUCAAACUAGACCGGAGGGAGAACGAUGAACGUCGUGGAACUGAUCGGAGUGACCGCCUGCACAAACAUCGCCACCACCAGCACAGACGUUCCCGGGACUUACUAAAAACUAAACAGUCGGAAAAAGGAAAAAACCUGGAAGCCUCCAGCAAGUCGGGAUCAAUGAAGGACAGGAUCUCAGGAAGUUCAAAGCGUUCCAAUGAGGAGAAUGAUGACUAUGGGAAGGCGCAGAUAUCCAAAAGUAGCAGCAACAAGGAGUCCAGAUCAUCCAAACUCCAUAAGGAGAAGAUCCGGAAAGAACGUGAGUUGAAGUCUGGGCAUAAAGAUCGGAGUAAAAGUCAUCGGAAAAGGGAAACACCCAAAAGUUACAAAACAGUGGACAGCCCCAAACGGAGAUCCAGGAGUCCCCACCGGAAAUGGUCGGACAGCCCUAAGCAAGAUGAUAGCCCCUCAGGAGCUUCUUAUGGCCAAGAUUAUGAGCUUAGUCCCCCAAGAUCGCACACCUCUAGCAAUUAUGACUCCUACAAAAAGAGCCCUGGGAGUACCUCAAGAAGGCAGUCAAUCAGCCCCCCUUACAAGGAGCCUUCGGCCUACCAGUCCAGCACCCGGUCACCCAGUCCCUACAGUAGACGACAGAGGUCGGUGAGUCCCUACAGCCGGCGACGUUCAUCCAGCUAUGAAAGGAGUGGCUCCUACAGUGGGAGAUCCCCCAGUCCUUAUGGCCGAAGGCGGUCCAGCAGCCCUUUCCUGAGCAAGCGGUCUCUGAGCCGGAGUCCGCUCCCCAGUAGAAAAUCCAUGAAGUCUAGAAGUAGAAGUCCCACAUAUUCAAGACACUCAUCUUCUCAUAGUAAAAAGAAGAGAUCCGGGUCACGCAGUCGACAUUCCAGUAUCUCACCUGUCAGGCUUCCAUUGAACUCCAGUUUGGGAGCUGAACUCAGUAGGAAAAAGAAGGAAAGAGCAGCUGCUGCUGCUGCAGCAAAAAUGGAUGGAAAGGAAUCCAAGGGGUCACCUAUAUUUUUGCCUAGAAAAGAGAACAGUUCAGUAGAGGCUAAGGAUUCAGGCUUGGAGUCUAAAAAGUUACCCAGAGGUGUAAAAUUGGAAAAAUCUGCCCCAGAUACUGAAAUGGUGAAUGUAACACAUCUUAACACAGAGGUCAAAAAUUCUUUAGAUACAGGGAAAGUAAAGUUGGAUGAGAACUCCGAGAAGCAUCCUGUUCUUAAGGAUUUGAAAGUACAGGGAACAAGAGACUGUAAACCAAUAGCACUGAAAGAGGAGAUUGUUCCUCCAAAAGAGACAGAGACAUCAGAAAAGGAGACCCUUCCACCUCUCCCCACAGUUACUUCUCCACCUCCUUUACCAACUACUUCCCCUCCACCUCAGACACCCCCCUUGCCGCCUUUGCCUCCACUACCAGCUAUUCCACAGCAACCACCUCUGCCUCCUCCCCAACCAGCAUUUGGUCAGGUUCUUGCUUCUAGUACUUCAACUUUGCCCCCUUCUACUCAUCCAAGGACAUCUACUCUGUCCUCUCAGGCAAAUUCUCAGCCCCCUGUACAGGUUUCUGUGAAGACUCAAGUAUCUGUAACAGCUGCUAUUCCACACUUAAAAACUUCAACGUUGCCUCCUCUGCCCCUCCCACCCUUAUUACCAGAAGAUGAUGACAUGGAUAGCCCAAAAGAAACUCUACCUUCAAAACCUGUAAAGAAAGAGAAGGAACAAAGGCCACGUCACCUACUCACAGACCUCCCUCUCCCUCCAGAGCUCCCUGGUGGGGAUCCAUCUCCCCCAGACUCUCCUGAACCAAAGGCAAUCACACCACCUCAGCAACCAUAUAAAAAGAGACCAAAAAUUUGUUGUCCUCGUUAUGGAGAAAGGAGACAAACAGAAAGCGACUGGGGGAAACGCUGUGUGGACAAGUUUGACAUUAUUGGGAUUAUUGGAGAAGGAACCUAUGGCCAAGUAUAUAAAGCCAAGGAUAAAGACACAGGAGAGCUAGUGGCCCUGAAGAAGGUGAGACUAGACAACGAGAAAGAGGGCUUCCCAAUCACAGCCAUUCGUGAAAUCAAAAUCCUUCGUCAGCUAAUCCACCGAAGUGUUGUUAACAUGAAGGAAAUUGUCACAGAUAAACAGGAUGCCCUGGAUUUCAAGAAAGACAAAGGUGCCUUUUACCUUGUUUUUGAGUAUAUGGACCAUGACUUAAUGGGACUGUUGGAAUCUGGUUUGGUGCACUUUUCUGAGGACCAUAUCAAGUCAUUCAUGAAACAGCUAAUGGAAGGAUUGGAUUACUGUCACAAAAAGAAUUUCCUGCAUCGGGAUAUUAAGUGUUCUAACAUUCUGCUGAACAACAGUGGGCAGAUCAAACUAGCAGAUUUUGGACUUGCUCGUCUCUAUAAUUCUGAAGAGAGCCGCCCUUAUACAAACAAAGUCAUUACCCUGUGGUACCGACCUCCAGAACUUCUGCUGGGAGAAGAGCGAUACACACCAGCAAUAGACGUUUGGAGCUGUGGAUGCAUCCUUGGGGAACUGUUCACAAAGAAGCCUAUUUUUCAAGCCAAUCUGGAACUGGCUCAGCUAGAACUGAUCAGUCGACUCUGUGGUAGCCCUUGUCCAGCUGUGUGGCCUGAUGUUAUCAAGCUGCCCUACUUCAAUACAAUGAAACCGAAGAAGCAAUAUAGAAGGCGCCUACGAGAAGAAUUCUCUUUCAUUCCUUCAGCAGCACUUGAUUUACUGGACCACAUGCUGACACUAGAUCCUAGCAAGCGUUGCACAGCCGAGCAGACCCUACAGAGUGACUUCCUUAAAGAUGUUGAGCUCAGCAAAAUGGAUCCUCCAGACCUCCCCCACUGGCAAGAUUGCCAUGAAUUAUGGAGUAAGAAACGGCGACGGCAGCGACAAAGUGGUGUUUUGGUAGAAGAGCCACCUCCACCGAAAGCCUCUCGAAAAGAAACUAUCUCAGGGACAAGUGCUGAGCCUGUGAAGAAUAGCAGCCCAGCACCACCUCAGCCUGCUCCUGGCAAGGUGGAACCUGGGACUGGGGAUGCAAUAGGCCUCGGUGACAUCACACAGCAGUUGAAUCAAAGUGAAUUGGCAGUGUUAUUGAACCUGCUGCAGAGCCAAACCGACCUGAGCAUUCCUCAGAUGGCACAGCUGCUUAACAUCCACUCCAAUCCAGAGAUACAGCAGCAGCUGGAGGCCCUGAACCAAUCUAUCAGUGCCCUAACAGAAGCCACUUCCCAGCAGCAGGACUCAGAGCCUAUAGCCCCAGAGGAUUCUUUGAAGGAAGCACCCCCUGCCCCAGUGGUCCAACCUUCAGCAGAACAGACAACCCCUGAAGCUUCAAGCACACCAGCUGACAUGCAGAAUAUGUUGGCAGUUCUCUUGAGUCAACUGAUGAAAACCCAGGAGCCAGCAGGCAGCCUGGAGGAAAACAGCAGUGACAAGAACAGUGGGCCACAGGGACCCCGAAGAACUCCCACAAUACCACAGGAGGAGGCAGCAGCAUGUCCUCCUCACAUUCUUCCACCAGAGAAGAGGCCCCCUGAGCCCCCCGGACCUCCACCGCCGCCACCUCCACCCCCUCUGGUUGAAGGCGAUCUUUCCAGCGCCCCCCAGGAGUUGAACCCAGCCGUGACAGCCGCCUUGCUGCAACUUUUAUCCCAGCCUGAAGCAGAGCCUCCUGGCCACCUGCCACAUGAGCACCAGGCCUUGAGACCAAUGGAUUACUCCACCCGACCCCAUCCCAACAGGACUUAUGGAAACACUGAUGGGCCUGAAACAGGGUUCAGUGCCACUGACACUGAUGAACGCAACUCUGGUCCAGCCUUGACAGAAUCCUUGGCCCAGACCCUGGUGAAGAACAGGACCUUCUCAGGCUCUGUGAGCCACCUUGGGGAGUCCAGCAGUUACCAGGGCACAGGGUGGCAGCAGCAGCAGGAGGGAUGUCCUCUGAGGAAUUUGGUAAUGUCCAUCAGUCACCUGACGUCUGGAGCCCUGGCAGAUUUAGUCUCUUUCACAGACUCUAAAUCCAGGUUUGAUGGGAGAGCCCCCCCUGUCCAAACACUGUGCAAGGUACCAGAAGUAGAGGCCUGCCAGCCUGCUUAUACCCAUCCUCAAUGCCCAGAACUGAGCAGGUCACCAACCUACAGUGCCCACCCCUACCCUUCUUGCUGCCAGAUGUGGAAAUAGAGACCCAGAGAAGGGAAAUCAGUUGAAUCCUGUCUUGGAGUUGCUUUGUGUUCCUGGAUUUGGAGAGUUCCUGGGAACACAGGGAAAGGUAGUGUGUGUCCCACUGGUUGGUGAGAGACCUGGAUGUCUGAACCUCCCACCUUGACACCUCGAAGGUUAUCACACAGAUCCCCUCUCUAGCUUCUAAAGCCAUGGAGGAGGUGAAGGAAGGCAUUUCAGAAGUGGCAGUGCCAUGAUGUCCAUCGGCACCCAGGGAGAGAAGCCAAGAGAAGAAACUGACCAGAGAGGGAGCCAGGAAGAGAUGCCUGCUCUUGAAACAGUCUUCUUACCCCAUCCCCUUCCGCGUCCCCUUUCACAUGCCGACAGGGCUGUGUGCCCAAGUGUGCCAGCUCUCCUGGCUGGUGAUCCUGCUCUGCCAUGCAGGCAGCUGGCCCUCUGCUGCAGCACUGAGCACAUGCUGGGGUCUCUCACUUCUUUCCUCACUCACCUCAAUGUAUCUGUGGUGCAGAUUCCUAGGGUUGAAGAAGGGGGCUCUGGCCCUGCGAGUAGGAAGAUGGUGGGCUCUGGGGCUCUUGGGGUGUGUAUCUGGCUGGCUGGAGUGGCUGUGGGGAGGGAGAAGGCUGUUGGCAGCUCAGCUGAGCUCAAGAUUCUGGUGACUCACAGCAACGGGGGUGGCUCAUGAAAACAACAGAGGGGAAGGGGGUCUAGGCCUGUUAGAGCUCUCUUCUGCCCCAUUUCUCCCCCACUCUGAGCUUUGUGGAUGGAGUCUCUCAUCUAGAUUGUGGGGCGAGGAGAUGCCCCAGCUAAAAAAGAAAAGAAAGAAAUGGAAGAGAAGAUAGCAGAGGAGGCUGAGCAUUCCCAGGGAGAGGCUUCCCAGAGGGGAAAGGGUGGUGGAGGCCCUUUAUUCUUGCCCUACUGUAUCCGUGGGCAAGGUGCUGCUCACACCUCGCUUGGUGCACCCUCUGUGCGUCAGCACCCAGGGAGAGAAGCAAGAGAAGAAACAGUGACCAGAGAGGAAGCCAGGAAGAGAUGCCUGCUCCUGAAACAGCCUGUAGGUACAGAGGGUACUGUGCUGGGGCAGCUCAGCGCUCAUGGGCACCUCCCAGGAGAGGGGCUUUCCAGGCAGACACAGCUACUCCUCCCUGCCCUCACUUGCCUGCCCAGAGCUCUGGGUAUUCAGGUGACGUAGAAAUUUAAAAACAAACAAACAAAAAGACACUAUUACAAGACCAGAACUAGAAGGAUUACCACUUGGUCUCAAUACUCUCUUUCCUAGAAACAGAAACCAUGAUCUUCAAAGGUGCUGCUUCCCUCAUCCCUUACAGGCCAGGUGGGCAAUGUGCAUUUUCUCCAGACUUUCUGAAUCAGGGAGAUGGUAGGAUACUGUGUUUGAGGUUACAUCAGCAGAACAGAGCCAGAAAGUGGAUCAGGAGAGCCAGCCAUGCCUCUGACCAGAGUCCUGGGGGCCUCCUUGUUUCAGCAAAAGGAAAUAGGAAUCUUGGAUACCAGUGUAUCCAGACACACGAUAAAUAUCCUCCCUCCAACCUUAGAGAAGAAUAGGUUAAGAGGGAGGGAGUUGUCUGACAGAGACUAAGUUUUCAUUUGCCUGUUUAUACUCCUUUCACUGCUGGUGGCUCUGCUGUCCAGUUGGGAUGAGGGGCCCUCUGCCAGGAUGCUCCUGAGGAUCCAGAGACAGUUUGGGCUGGAGAAAGGGACAGACCAGCUACUCUUUUUGUAGGGAGAGGGGACCAGCUCCACUCCACCAGCUCUCCCUGGCAGCAUCAGGAGCCCAGGAGCCCCUGCUGAAACACCCAUAAUAAAGCUCAGUCCUGAAUUGAGGUGACAUAUCACCUGGCUCUGGUAUAAAAGUGGUACCGAGAGGGGAAGCCUGAGUACACCAAGUGGGGUGUGAGCAGGUGUGGGGAGUUCAGCCCCAGGACGGAUACAAAGAUCACUCACUCCUCAAUACCACAUGUUCCUCCUCUUUCUCAAACCUUCUCCUCAGCCCCCCUUUUCAUCCACCUCCCUUCAGCUGACUCCACUCCUGGCUACCUCAUGCCCUCCAAGCAGAGAAGACAUGGUAAGUCGUUGUCUGUUCCCUACACUUUUCUCUCUCUUACUCUCCUCCUUCCUCCCAACUCGCAGCCAAGAGUUACCCCGUUUGAACUCAUUCUACCAGUGAAUGCCCUCAGGAUCUGAACCCAGAAUGCCCAGCCUCUACCACCCCCCUGACUCUGCGAAUGCCACUCUGGCUCUGAGACUGACUCAUCAGUCCACAUCGUCCACACAAGUAUAGCCAGGCCAAGACUGGCAUAUCCACUGGCACCAAGGGCCCUGACCUGAAGCAAAGGGCAGCCCUAGAGGUACAGUCAGGUUUGGCCCUAAAUGUGUAUAUUCCUGUGCAUUGGGUACACUGGUUUAUUAGUGUUAUUUCAGCAUUGUGAUGCAAAGAGAGUAAGUGUAACAGCUGCUCCUUGCUUGCAGUGUUUAUUGUUACCUAGAGACAACCUCCUGGCUUUUUCCCAGCUCCCCCUCCCCCCCCACCCAACCCCCUCCCUGCCAACAAUCCUACUCUCCCCACACUGAUGGGAAAUUUAUAGCUUGCCAUACCAUGCCUUUAACCCUCUCCUGUCCAUAGGUAUGUAGGUCAAGGGAAGCCAAAGGGAGCAGUCGGCAUGCCUGAGCCCCAGCACGGUAGAAUAGUGUGUGGAGGAGAGAGGGAAGGAGGGAGGGAGGGAGGGAGUACACCUCCUCUCCCCAGUCUGUGUCCAGACUCAGGCCCCAGUUUCCCUCCUGGCUCUCAUGUUGAGAGAAAAGAGCUUUGGACCUAGUUUGGGGAUCCUAGGAUCCUCCACACAGGACUAUUCUCUUGGUAUCUCUAAGCCCCCUAGUUGGGCUGGCUGGUCCUGAGCAAAUACAGCAAGGUAUACUGAGACAGAAGGAAUAAAUACAGAGUGGCAGAAGCUCCAGACUCCUCCUUUCUAUAGAGAUGUCACAUUGAGGCAAACAAGAGGCUCUGGUGUGAAGGAUGCUGGCCAGACCUCCACAGCUGGGUAGAUGUCAAACAUGAAGCCGGCUGCUGAGCCUGGUGAGGUAACUUACCCACCUUAACUUCACCCUGAGCCCAGCACUAACCUCCUGAGAGGGUCCCGGGCCGUCCUCCAAGCUGGUCUCCUUGGUCUGGUUAGGCUUCUCCCUCUACUUUUCUUCUCGGUCCCUUUUCACCUCAUCUUUUGGUUUGAAACCAUGGGGGCCAAACCAAGAAACCAAGGGGACUGAGGCCUCAACAGUCCUGGGGAAAGAGAAGCUCCUCUAUCCCCUCCUGACACAGGACCUUUCAUGGAGGGGCACCAUGUCACACAUCCACCAUCCCCACUGGAAACAAGAGAGGAAAAGGGAUUGGAUUUUAGCAGAAAGGAUAUAGGUUAGACAUAUGGAAAAACUUACUCGUGGGAUAUAAGACCUCAGAAUGGACUUACUUCUCUUUAGAGAUUUUUCUUCUGCCUGGGAUGGGUGUAAGUCUGUGUCUACCCAAGCAGCAUCGGGAGAACAGGGUUACUUUUCUGGGGCUCCUGCAGAUGUGGGCCUCAGUGCAGUUUCCACGCAGCGCACCCCUCCUCAGUUCUUCUAAAUGUAGUAUGUGUGGUGAUUAGACUAAGUUUUGGAGGCAGGCAGCCUUGAGUUUUAAUGUCAGGGCUGCCAUUUACCAGCUAUGCUACCUUGGUAUGUCACUUAACCUCUUUUAACCCUACUUUCCUUGUCUGUGAAAUGCAGAUAAACAAUUUUUUAAGGUGGUGAAGAGAAUUUAGUGAAAUAAUGUAUGUAAAGUACCUAGGACGGUGCCUGAUACUGACUGCAUACUCAGUCAACAGUGGUUGAUACAACAGAGUCUAUUACUUUUAUGGAGUCCCCAGGGCUGACAUUGCUUCAAAGACUCCAUGAGCCACCUGGAAUUAUAGGCCAAAUGUGUGUAUAUGCAUUUCCUGGGGAGAAUGUCCAUAGUUUUGUUGAUGAUUUGAAGCAGGCAGUCUCCUGGAAAGAAAAGAGCCCCAAUCCUUUGACUCAGACUCCCCAAGAAGUCAGUUCCCCCAUUCCCGUGCCUCAAGCUAGGAGCUCCUUAGGCAUGUUCUGCCCGGAAGCACAGCUUCAUCUAGGAUUAAGCCAUGUAGCCAUUAAGAUAGCAACACAGAGCACUUGCCAGUCAUGUUAUAGUUUGUCAAGUACAUUUACCUGCAUUAGGUCUAUUAAUACGCAGAACAUCCCAGUAAAGUGAAGAGAACUACCAUUUAGUGAAUGCCAGGCAUUGUGCUGGGUGUAUUUUUUUAAAGUAUGUUUAAAGUCUAUAGAGUAUUUCAUAACCUAUAUAUGCCAUGAUUUAUAAAGUGUAUCCACUUUUUAAUAAUUUAGAUAUGUUUACUGUUAUAAGUAAUACGACAGUGAUCAUCCUAACACGUGAAACUUCAUGCAUUUUUUUAUAAUAAGUUCCAAGAAGUGGAAUUAUUGGGUCAGCCAAUACAGAUAUCCCUCCUCCCUAUAGUUAUGAUCAUUUUAUUGAUGUACCAUAAUAAGAAUAAUAUUUUUUAAUACUCUUCUUUGGAAUUCUUCAAUGGAAACACAAGGGCAGCCCCUUCUCUUUCCUAUACCCAGCCGAGACAUUAAUAAUCUAUCAUAGGCUUUUUUUUAAAAAAAAAAACUGAGGUAAUUGUAGAUUCACAUGCAGUUAUAAGAAGUAAUACAGAGAGACCCCUUGUACAUUUUGCCCACUUUCACCCAAUAGUAACAUUUAAAAAAACUAUAGUAUAACAUCACAACCAGAAUACUGACAUUGAUUAUCUACCAGUCUUAGUCAUAUUUCCCCAGUUUUACCUGUGUUUGUGUGUGUGCGCGCAUGUGUGUGUGUGUAUUAAGUUCUAUGCAAUUUUAUUACCAUGUGAAUUCUUAUCUCUACCACUACAGUCAAGAUACUGAACAGUUCCAACACCACAAGGAUUCUUCAUGUUGCCCUUUUAUAAUCACACCUACCUCACCCUCUUCUUAACCCUUGGCAGCCACUAUUCUAUCCUCCACUUCUAAAACUUUGUCAUUUCAAAAACGAAGUCAUGUACUAUGUUACCUUUUAGGAUUGAAUUCUUUCACUCAGCAUAAUUCUCUGGAGACACAUCUAAGUUUUUGUAUGUAUCAGUAGUUUGUUCCUUUUAUGUGUUUCAUGAUAUGGAUGUACCACUAUCACAGUUUAACCAUUCACCUAUUAAAGAACAGUUUGUGUUCUCACUUUCUACUCACUAGCAAUUAAUGAAAUAGCUUAUUUUACUUGGUGUGCUGAGUGUUGUUUUAUAUCACAAAUAUUAAGUUUAUUAAACCUUCAGGCAUGACUAUCACCUAUUAUUAUUUCCAUUUCGUAGAUGGGGAAAAUUAAGGCUCAUAGUAAAUGACUUUCCCACAAUCACAUGCUGUGGCAAAGAAGUACUUAGAACCCAAGACAGUAGGCUUUCUCAGUCUUUGACUAAGGUUGCUGGAAAGAGCGUGUGGGCAGAACCAGAAGAGAAAUGUUGGAGGCAGGAAGAACAUUGGAGCAGCCUGGGUCAGUUCGGGUCUUCAUAGCUAACUUUCGUUCAUAGGUUAGAAGAACAGUGCCAUGGAGCAGGGGACAAUAAUGGCUUGUGCCCUGGAAAUUGUUUCCCCUUUGCCAGAGAAGAACAAGGCUGAAGUGGAUGGAGCCCAUGAACAAUCUGCCCACAGACUUGGGACCUGGAAAAGGGAGGACCCAGCCUUUGGGUAUCUUAUCAGAGCAUAAGUGGUCAAAGCUCUCCUUGGAAAUUUGAAGUUGAAUGUGUCUCUGAUGACGUCUGAGGAAACUGAGGCUCAUGACAACAAGUGAGCUCUUUAUUCCGGAGGUUGGGGGUGUGGGUAAUGAAGAUACAGCAUUAAAAUUUUUUUUUGAUAGUUGUGGGGAACUCUAGGCCAUUUACACACACGCACACACACACACACACAAUCACACACACCCUUGGGUAGGCUCAGUGUCUGGGACAUGGUAUGAGGGAAAGCAGAGUGGAAGCAAAAAUGCCAAUCCAUGCUUAGUCCUGACUUUAUCAUUGCUCUUUCUCUCCAAGUCAUGGACAGCUAAGUCAGGAGGAGCUGGAGAAAUCAUUUGGUCUAUCUCUCAGCCUCUGGGCACUAGUAGAAGCUGACAGGUGGAAACCUAGAGUCGGCCCAAGUGUGAUGAAUGGCAGAGAUGCCAGCUUGCAGGAGAGAAGGUUUGGCUUUUCUCCUGGGAGCUAUGUCUGGCCAAAGGCUGCCUCCUCCCACCUCCUGCUGGAACCGAAUUUUUUACAGUUGAUGUUACCAUUGCUCCCUUGGUCUGUUCCAGUGGUUAUGGACUUAUAACUUUCCCUGUCUACUUACAGCUCCAGAACCAGGCUGAGGGCACGUAUCACUUUCCUCCAUCUCCCUUGGCCCAUCAGGAAUGGCACAACUUCUUCCAGUGGUGCCCUCCAUCCUUCCCAGUAAUUCCAGCCAUGGGAGAUAAAUGCUAAGGGCUUCAGGAUUUAUAGGGACUACAUUGCAUUGUUGAAACAACCAGAGAUACCCAGUAUGAACCUCUGUCUUUUGAUUGGAGGUUCUUAGGGAAAAGUAGGCCACUCUUUACUGGCUCUUAUCCUCACUGAAAUUUCCUGACUGUCAGAGGUCCUGAACGUGGAGAUAGCUCCUUUCCCUUCAAGCCAAGAUGGCUCCUAACCAGGAAACCUCAGGAUCCCUGCUUAUUCCCUUUCCUUGACUGCCCCUCUACUCCAGGUACCCUCCUCUCCUGCCACCACUCCUUUCCCAUUCCUCCUUUCUCUUUCUCUAUCCAUCUUUCUCCCUCUCUCUCUCUCAGCAAGUUUUUUAUGUGAUUACAGGCACUGCAUGGUAAUUAGUGCUAAACUCAUUUGCACAACUACAGUUAAUUGGCUACAACAAUUAAUUAAUGUGUUGGAAAUUUGGCACUGGAAAAAAAAGUUUGUCAUCAAAAAAAGGGCAAAAAUUGUAGAAUGAGAUACCCAUAAAAAUCGAGGGCAGGCUUCAAAAGCCCAGCUGGGCCUCAAACUUCAAGCUGGCCUCAGAUGCCUUCUCACUCUCAACUUCAACACAUUUUCCUGUUUCCUCUUUCAUUUUUUCCUUCUUCUUUUCUCUAUUUCUUUUCUUGCUCUCUCUCUCCUUUUCUUUUUCUUUUUUUUUUUUUUACAACUUAAGCAAACUCAUUUCCCUGAUAAAAUAUAGCAUGACUAAUGGCUAGAGCAUGUAAAAAUCAUUGGGAAAAUGUCCUUGGAAGACGAAUGCAUUUUCAGCAGAAUAAUUAACUUAAUUAACAAAUUCACAUGCAUAUUCAUCAGGCUAUUAAUGUCUUCUCGGCUCAGCUUGAUGAACAUUGCGGUAAUAACCAUCUCAUUUACAUACUGCAUUCUACUGCGAUCCAAAACAGAGACAACAUACAGGCGUAUACACACACACACACAUACACUUGCACCAACACACACAACAUGCCUCGGCCGCUUUGACUUCCAGGUUGUCUGGGAGUGUGUGUGUGUGUGUGUGUGUGUGUGUGAGGAGGUGAGAGGGUGAGAACCCUGACUGGGUGGCGUGAUCUUUAGAGGGUCAUGAGUGACACGGGCUAACUAUGCCCACAUGUAAAUGUCUGAGAGAACUUUAAUUCUUUCUCUCAGUCACUCACACUCAGUCUGUCUCUUUUUUCCUUGUUUCCUUUUCUCUGUGUCAUUUUCUUCCUUCUUCUCUAUCUACCCACCCCCCACCCGCCCCAACCAUGUCUCUCUAGGGAAAAACUUGGUAUCUGUGCCAACUUUUUCCCCCCUCCCCUCCUCCCUCUCUCUCCUCCUUCCCCUCUCCCAACUGCUGCCAGCCGGCAUCAGCGCCGAAUUGCCAUCUCCUUGAGCUCUCUGUGGAGCAAUCUCAGAGAGCAGUAAGGUGUGACGCGGGGCUCUGCCGGCUUCGCAGCACCGCCUGCGGAAAGAGCGCAGGAUGGCGGAGGAAGAUUAAGAGAAAUCGCGAGCAGGGCUCGGCUGCCAUUGGUGUGUGCAAACGCCGAGGAGGAAGGGAGAGGGAGAGCGGGGGGGGGGGGGGUAGAAAGGGAGGGGGGAAACCGGCAGCUGUCGGCCUAAUUCUUCUAACACUCUGCUUGUGGUCAUAUUAGAAAAACAGAUUAUGCCCCUCGGUGCCACUCACUUAUACUUGACAUACGUUAAUGUUCUAUAUCUCCAUUCUCGGGGCUUGACGACAGUGGACUUCAGAUCUAGAAGGAUGGGGAUCUGGGUGGCCAACGGGCAAAAGACCUUGCCUCCUCAUUCUUCCUGACUUCCAACCCCAGUCUGUACUUGCCCUUUAGAAAGGAAGCCUAGGCCUAGAAUUUGCAUCUGGGUGCCACCACUUGUCCCUGAUUUUUUCAGCCCUUUAGGGGGUGCAGAGGUCAGAGGACACCUGGAAGCCCUUUCCCUAAAAUCACUCCCCCCUUUAGAGUCAUAACAGGUCACUUUAGAGCCAAGUGAGACCGGCUUUGUGUCACCCCCACCCCUUGUCUUUCUAAGGGCCCUCUCCCUCGAAUCAGAAGUUGGAGGUCAGAGAAAUGAGUCUAUGAAAGUUGGUUCUCCGUCAGGGGGUUACAUAGAAGCCAUAAGCAAAACAAGGCCAGGAUUGUUUCUGGGUUGCUAUGGGAACCAGAUUCCCUCCUCCUGGCUGGAAGGGAGGAGUGCCUGAGGCCUUCCUCCUUCCACCAAUCCUGAAGGGUAUAAAGGCGGAGUUUGCUAAGGCCUGGGGAGUGGGGCUGGUCUUGGAGGACCAACCAACCAUUCCCUGGAAGCCCCACCUGCCAGUCUAUAGCCCUUUGACCCCCACCUUCCCUACCCUCACCCCAAUAUUCAGUCAAAGGAGGCUUUUUCCUCUAGGUGCCUUGUCCUCUGUGGAGACCUGUUGCUUAGCAACCACUAGUGCCUUUUUCCUAAUAACUCACAGGGACUGAGAGAUACAAUAUCUGUCUCUAUAUUCAGUUUCCCUCCCUUGUCUAUUUAUAUUUAAUAGCUGAAGCCCUGUCUUGGGUUCCCUUGGCAUAUGUUUUAGAGUGAACAAGCUGCAUCCUUAUAAAGUCACACCUGAGAAAGAACUUCCAAAGAGGGAAGAGAGGGAGAAAAGAUGAGUAGGUUGGGGAACUGUGGAAUCAUAUUCUCUUAAGUAUAGAUAGAGGGGGAAAAAAUAGUAUUUAGAACUGGGAAUGUGGGGAGGGGCUGUCCACAGGGAUUCCCAAAGAUACUCUCAGGACCUGGAAUAGAUGCUUCCUGGGCCGGCAUUUUCUGCUCCCCGCACCCUGCCCUGCCCCUCCUUCCUGACCACUUCCAGCCUAGAGCCCUCUCAUAUUUCUAUAUGUGGGAGACCCAUCCCUCUGGGGAUGUCCAGUUUUCUAAUGUCUGGAUGUUGGUAGCUAGGAGUGGGGUGCUGUGUGUCCAACAAGGCCUGGGUAUCCCGAAGUUUUCCCUUCACAGGGAAGGAAUUCUUCUGAGCUCUCUACUGAAAAACCCCAGACUUGACCUGGCAGUGGAGACAGUACAAUAAUCACCAAAAAUGAGGAGCAAGGAAGGCCCAAGGGUAGCCUAAUGGCGGCAUGUAGUCAGGAGGCCUGAGUUGUGGCCCCCUCUCCUUACUCUCUUGUGAUCCAAGUUAUUUACUUAAUCUUUUAAGCCCCUUGUUGCUUUAUCUGUGGGUCAAGAAUAAUAAUAAAUAAUGUUCACCUCCCUGGACUUGAGCAGGAUCAGUUAAAGUAAUACGUGAAAGGAAAACACCCUGGAAGCUAUUACAUUUAACUAAAAUAUUAUUUUAAGGUCUGGCAAAGGUCUGACUGCUGGGAAGAGGGAGGCAUCAUGAAUCCAGCCCGGCCCUGGGCUUACGAAGGCCAUUAGUUUGUUGGCUAGAGUGGUGUGAUUCCCCUCUGGUCGCUGGGGUAGGGAGCUUUAAAUCAAAAUCAAACACAAAGCUGUCUAGGGAGAGUAGCAUGUGGUAUCCCUAUUCUCCCCACCUCCAUUCUUAACCUCUGACCUCUAGUUCUCCCUGUCGAAGCUCCGUGCUGACCCUCCACCCUUCUCCCCAGUCAGCACCUUCACUGCUCUUGUGCUAGCUCACAGACUACAGUUUCACCCUCUAUACCUCCCUUCUCGGCACCUCCUCCAACCCGAGCCUUCUGUGGGAGACAGAUGGGGUGUCUGCAAUGGAAAAGGCUCUGGGCUCUACGCCGCCUUGGGUAGGCAGCCCCCCUCCUCAUCUCCCCACUACUCCCUCUCCCUACCUAAGACACUCAGAUUCACCCCAGGCAGCUUUGGUAACUGCUGAGGAUUCCAACUCUCUUCCCUUCUCAGACACAGCCCCAGAAUCAGAGCCAGAAUGGCAUCUUUCUUUGAGACCUAGAUCUCAGUCCCUCUUCAUGGAAGACCAACGCAAAGGAAGAAGUAGGUUGCGGGAUGUUAGGGCUCUGUGUAUAGGGACUGAUGUGGAGAGGGAGGGAGAGGCCCCCGAGUCCCUCACUGAGGACUGGAUGGCUGGGUUUUAGGGCCUGAGUUGACAGAGGAGGCUGAGCCUAGGCAGUUCCUUUGUUCCAGAAAUCUGAGGUCCCUAGAGGGAGGCUCAGCUUAGGGAGGAGGGAAAGGGAGCUAACAUUACAGAGCACCAACUGUGAUCCAGGCAUAAUGCCAGAGCCUUUCCAUACCUGUACUCAUAACUAGCAGGUGAAGAGUCAGGGCAAAUAGGUCUUUCAUGAGCUCUCAGCAUCUCACGGCACAGUUGACCACCUCCUUCUUUGACUCUGUGAUGUCACUGCCAAUUCUCCUACCACUCUGGCUGCUCUUUCUCUGUUUCCUCUGCAAGCUCAUCCUCAAUUCCUUAGACUCAGCCAAGUCCCCCAGUUAUAUACUUUCAUGAUACUAUAUAUCCUUUUUUCAUAGCAUUUAGCACAGUUAUUUCAUACUUAUUUGUGCAAUCAUUUGAAUAAUGAUCCUGUUUCCUCCCACCAGAUGAAAAGUUCCACAAGGAUUGUAACCAUGUCUAUCGGUGUUGACCACUGUGCUCCCAGUGCCCAGCACAGUGCCUAGCAUAAAACAGCUGUUUCGUAAAUAUUUGUUGAUAAAUGAAUAAAUGACAAAA
This is a messenger RNA of Vicugna pacos (alpaca), 16297 nucleotides long. NCBI's taxonomy places the organism in Eukaryota, Metazoa, Chordata, Mammalia, Artiodactyla, Camelidae. The record is from RefSeq and is a predicted model, not a curated record.